UUUUCCAUUUCGGCAACACCCCAUGUACACAUUUCUUCUGAGAGGAAUUCGGACGAGCGUAAUGGUGGAAAUGGCAGAAUUUUGUUGACAUUUGUUUAGUUUUCUUGCGCACUGCAGACGGGGGUAGAGAAGCUAAGUUUUAGACUUUAAGCGAAGAGAUGAUCUCCUGGAUAUUGCACUAAGUCUUUCUACACCGCUUCUCAACUCCAAAGACUGUCAUGCAGGCCAUUGCAGCCCCUUCGGCUUACCUGAGCUGUACCGACUGCAAGUCGAGAUUUUCCUCGGCCUCUUCCCUGCUCAAGCACUUCGCGGAUCACAUCAGCAGCAGCGGCGAUGGUAGCAACGUGUCUUCAGAGUCGGAGGACACACGCAGUGAGCUUUACAAUGCCAUGCAUGAGCCACCGAGUCCAGGAAGGGCAAGUCCCGUCCUCGAAGAUAAACGGUCGCGUCUCAAGAUUCCAGAGUUGGUCAGGAUCAACCGCAAACGCAAUUCAGUUGAUCAGCAGUCAGAGUUGAAGAAAGAAGAUGAAAACCAAAAGGAAGAGUUCAACCCCCUGAAAUUCUGCGAGGUAACCCUCGAGGAGGGGAACGAGAAGUUGGAACUGCAGCAUCAGCAGCAACAGCAGCUGUCGGCAGGGUCAUCACUCGUCUCCGUGAAUCCUGAGGACGUGGUGCAGGCUGGCAAGAAGUACGUGUGCCAAGUCUGCAACAAGCGCUUCGGUUGGUCAACCGACCUGAAGCGACACACCCUGACGCACACGGGCGAGCGGCCGUUCCAGUGUCAGUUGUGCGGCGCCACUUUCACCCGGAACUUCUUGCUGCAGAAGCACAUGCAGAAACUGCACCUAAAUAACCAGUGCGUGGUGCCGGUGGCGCCACCAACCGAGCCAAAGAAGCCGCCCACCUCGCCAGGGGUGUUGACUGUGAGUCCCGAACCUCCGUCGGGAGCGGCCACCGAGGUGCGUCGCGAGCCCAAAGGCAAGGAGCUGGCUACAGAGACGGCCGUGCCGCCCGCCUCCAAGAAGCGCUGCCUCGACUUGAUCGCAGACCACUGAAUACCGCCACGUAACAAUCUUCCUGACAAUACCCCAGAAGCUGUUGUUAACUUAUUACUCGACUUUUUGCACUGGCCUAGAUUUCAUACCAACACACGUGUUUCUCCAAUUUAUCGAGUUCCUCUUUGCAAGCAGGAUUUUUUUAUCUAGAUCUUGGCCAGUUUACUUAAUGGUAUAGAUACUGAAUUGGACAAUACCAAAUCUGGCAUUCUAGUGGUUAUUGAAUUGCGUUAAGGACAGGAAUAGUGUCGACUUGUUUGAAGCUGGAGAAAAACUAGGACAACAAAGGAAAGCAAUUGACCGUUUUGCGAAAGGCCCUCCGUAUUAAGACACUGUCACUGCGAUUACUGCUAUGGUGCACUCUGCACUUGAUAGCUUUUGACACGUUUUAACCAAAAAUCGGUUCACCAAUCGCCUUUAAAACGUAAAACUUAGAACAAAUUCUUUGCUGACGUUUCUAUGGUGAUUUACAGGAAUAGGUUUUGAUAAAAGAACGCUAAAUGAAAAAUGCGCAGCAGCAAGAUUGAAUCUGAAAUCGUAUGUAACCGUUGGCGCCAUCUGUUGGCGGAGUCGCUCACAAUCAUUAGGUUAUAAUUGAGGAGGGCCGAAGAACUGAUUAAUACUAAUAAUUAAUAAUCAGGGAAACGGUCAAGGAACCCAAAAAAGACUCAAAGGCAAGGAAACCGGGUCUGUAAAAAUUCCAACGAUUUUUCCCUCUGCUAUAAAUAACCAGAUAUUUAAAGGAAACGCAAAUUUUUGAACCUAAAAUACUAUAUUUUUCUCUUAAUCGAAUGUCAGUUUGAAAACUUAGUUUCCUUUCCCCCAAGGCGAAUAAUUUUCUGUUGAAUAUCGAUCUAUUUUCGCGCGUCGGAGGACUGCGAUUGUUCAGAUUGGCAGGUAGUAGUAUAUUAUUACGCUACUGUUAACCGAUAAGAAUGUCUGUGGUCCUUCGCCACCCGGGAAUAGAACCCUGACCGUUGAAACGAUGGGUGAAUUUUUUUUUUAAUUAUCAUUUUGUUAAAAGUAAACAAAAGAAAUAUCAAGUCAACUGGUGUGAGCUUAAGAUAAUAAAAACACUAACGUGUUUAUUGAAAACGUCUCCAAAUUAAUUAACUUCAUUUUCAAACAAGUAAGCAUUUCUCUGCGGUCACGUCCUUGAACACCUCGAGAUCUCCUUCACUUGGUCGGCCAGUGUAUCAAGUCUGUAAACAUUGUAUAUCGCGGCUUAAUUUUGUAAGCCAGCCACUUACACGAAGAUGCAUGUUUUCCGAUUGAUGACAAUAAUAUUGCUAUUUCUAUUGAUGAAAACACACACAUACUAUGUUCGAGGUAACAAAAAGAACCUGCUCCAUUGAGAAUGAUGCCUUUGACCAGUUUUAGCCGCUUCAGUUUUAUAUGAUUAAUCAAUUACGUACUGUUAGCAUUAGUUGCGAAUUUCCAAACUGCAACAUUCUCAAUGCAGACUUCUAUUUGUAAGAAAGUGUACACAUAAUUAUUAGGAAUGUCUACUGCGUGUGUGAAGUAUUUUACACGAAUCUAAAGAAAGGACACUACUUCUUAUGAAAUUUAUGAUACAAGUAUUUACAUGAUGCAAAACUCUUCCAUUUUCUUGGGGUAAAUUAACGGUAACUGAUACACUUCGGUGAUUGACAAUACAAAACUGUUGUAGGUAAUUUUUAUCUUAGGUGAACAUGGCUUAAGUUGAGUGGCCCACACGAUGUUUGAUUGACUACCCUUUAUGCUACAUGCUGUGCUUCUUAUAUAUAAUAUACACAUGAUUCGUUGAAGUGCGACAAUAAUUUAUGUAAACGGGCGAUAAUUGUGCAAUCAUUUGAACUGAUGGCAUAAGUACAAUUAUUGUUGACCUUGCCAAAGAGAGAUAACCCUUGCUUCUAUUGAUAUCAUUGUGUUGAUUGAUGAAUGAAUAUAUAUUUGGGUAAUUUGAUUUGAUUUGAUUUUCUUAGAAACUUGUUGCCACCAUUUGUGCUUUGCCCUUUACAAUUAUUAUUUCUUAGUUUGGGUGUCGACCAUUUUUUUGUCCGUUUACUGUCAUCACUUGUUCUUGAAAACACACUCACGAAAGGAAACUUUCCAGUUUAACCACCAUUGUUGUAUGAAAACAAACGUAACUGAUGUCGAGAAUGUAUCUGCAGAGACCGCAACCCGUCAUGCAGCAGUGUUCGUGUAUGUAUCUUACGAAAAAGUAUUUUUAUGUAUCAUCGUACGCAUGUACUUAAUUAGGGACUUAAUUAAAAAAUCAUAAUGUCACUAUGUAGAACGCAUUUAGAAAAGUAACACACACAUACUGUAACGUCUUUUAAGUAUUGUUCCUAUUUUUUCAGAUUAAGUCUCCCCUAACCUUUAUUCACUGUGUGUGUAUUAUCGACGUUGUAUUACAAAGAAAGUAAAUAAGGAAUUCAAGUCACUUUAUUGCACCCUAUUUUUUCACAAGUUAUGUGUAGCUAGUCAAUCAAAAAACAUGCACUUAAUUUGCGUUCAGGAGCGAAGAGUUGUGUUCCUCGAAUCAUUUUCAGAUUUUUUCUUUUCAAAACAAUUCGAAUUUGGUUGUGCUACUUAAUUAGCAACUAAACACACAUGUAAUUCUGCAAAUGAUUUGUAUUAAUCACUGAUGUAUAGUGAAAAUAAAGAAAGUAAGACGUGUCUUGUAAAAUUUU
Messenger RNA from Cloeon dipterum, 3730 nucleotides. RefSeq names its product zinc finger and BTB domain-containing protein 49-like. The coding region runs from base 219 to 1055 and encodes 278 amino acids. The record is from RefSeq and is a predicted model, not a curated record. Gene Ontology annotation, biological process: regulation of transcription by RNA polymerase II. Lineage: Eukaryota; Metazoa; Arthropoda; Insecta; Ephemeroptera; Baetidae. Gene Ontology annotation, cellular component: nucleus. The transcript has 4 exons. Gene Ontology annotation, molecular function: DNA-binding transcription factor activity, RNA polymerase II-specific; RNA polymerase II cis-regulatory region sequence-specific DNA binding.